AUGGGUUCACACUGUGUCAAGCUUAGCUCAAGCCACAGCCGGGGCCGUGAAUCUUCCAUGAAGAAGCUCGUGGCCUGCAUGAGUCAGGACAACUUCUCCCUGUCAUCGGAGGACGAGAAAGAGGAGGAGGAGGAGGAAGAGGAGGAGGAAGGGGAGGAAGAGAUCCCUGUGCAGGGCAAGCUGCUGCUGAUGGAGGCCGGGCGGCAGGAAGAGAGAGCCCAGGAGGGGCCCGUGAUCCAGCAGAGCCAGGAGCCCAAGCCGGUGCACUCCUGA
Molecule: messenger RNA, 273 nt
Organism: Orycteropus afer afer
Lineage: Eukaryota; Metazoa; Chordata; Mammalia; Tubulidentata; Orycteropodidae
Gene: PRM3
Product: protamine 3
Exons: 1
Coding region: 1-273 (90 amino acids)
Biological process (GO): flagellated sperm motility
Cellular component (GO): cytoplasm
Source: RefSeq, a predicted model, not a curated record